Xenopus tropicalis (tropical clawed frog) is the source of this 2247-nucleotide messenger RNA. RefSeq names its product gastrulation brain homeobox 2, gene 2 (gene gbx2.2). Gene Ontology annotation, biological process: regulation of DNA-templated transcription. The transcript has 2 exons. The record is from RefSeq and is marked provisional. NCBI's taxonomy places the organism in Eukaryota, Metazoa, Chordata, Amphibia, Anura, Pipidae. The coding region runs from base 617 to 1639 and encodes 340 amino acids. Gene Ontology annotation, cellular component: nucleus. Gene Ontology annotation, molecular function: DNA-binding transcription factor activity, RNA polymerase II-specific; DNA binding.
GAGAGAAGAAGCUGCACAUCCAGGUCACCAAGGAAGAGAGGAGAUCCCAUUACACCGGCUGCAAUUGACAAGGUCCCGCCAAACAGACAGGAGCACGGAUCUAACAGUACAGCCAGAGAGGAGAGACCCCAUCCCAAACACAGAAGGAGAAAGUGGGAGCUGUGCAUGCAGAGAACCCAGAAAAAGGCACCCAGGAAACAGAAAGUAAAGCAAAAUUGUCACUCAGAGAGAGAGAAAUGGACCUCAGCACCCAGUGAAGAAGCAGCACAGUCAGGAAAGAGACGGGUAAUAGAGAGACCCCCCACUAUACAGGGACUCACUAAAGUUUGGAGAAGCAGAUCUGACCCAUGAAGCAGUCACCAAAGAAUCUCAACACAAGAGAAACCAGAGAGCAGUGGGAGACCCUCCUUUGCCUAAUGAGGGUUUAGUCUGCAACCCAUAUAGAACACUGCUUUGUAUAUCUGACUUUGGCACCACUUCUGCCCAAAUCACUGGCACUCUACCAAUGGUAACUGUGGCAGACUGUGGCUCUGGUGCCUGCUGAGAGCUGCUCUAGUUGUUUGUGCCCAACUUUGGGAGCAUUUUCUUAGCCUUCCUUUGACUCCCAGUAGCUUAUAUGAGUGCAGCCUUUCAGCCCCCUCUCAUGAUGAUGCAGCGUCCCCUGGGCAGCAGUACAGCCUUUAGUAUAGACUCACUGAUAGGGAGCCCACCACAGCCCAGCCCUGGACAUUUUGUGUACACCGGAUACCCCAUGUUCAUGCCUUACCGGCCUGUGAUCUUGCCCCCUCCACCACCCCCUCCUCCAUCUCUUUCUCAAGCCACUCUGCAGCCAACUCUCCCUUCAGCGCAUCCCCACCACCAGAUCCCCAGCCUGCCCAGUGCAUUCUGUUCCAGCCUUGCCCAGGGCAUGGCACUUACCUCGACACUCAUGGCUUCUCUGCCAGGGGGAUUCUCAGCCUCCGCCCAGCACCAGAAGGCAGUCAGAAAGUUUGGAGCUCAAAGUCUGCAUGGGGCCUUUGAAAAAAGCAAAGGGGGCCAAUCUGAUGAAGAAGAUGGUAACAAGACCUACAUAACCAAAGAGGGCACCUUACUGCCUUUCUCUGCUUCGGAAGCUUCUCUGGGUCCAGUCCGUGGGCAGGGGAAAGAGGAGUCUGGGAAAGAAGCAGAAGGAAAGGGCAAGGAGGAUUCCUACCUGAUGGACAGUGACCUGGACUACAGUUCAGAUGACAAUAUCUCCUGCCAAACUGCACACAAAGAGGACGACACCCCAGAGGAAAGCCCCCCAAACUCAAAUCCUUCUAAUAACAGCAACACCAGCUCCACAGGGAAGAACCGACGGAGGAGGACUGCCUUCACCAGUGAACAACUGCUGGAACUAGAGAAAGAGUUCCACUGCAAGAAGUACUUGUCCCUGACAGAGAGAUCCCAGAUCGCACAUGUGCUCAAACUCAGCGAGGUCCAGGUCAAAAUCUGGUUCCAGAACCGCAGAGCCAAGUGGAAGAGGGUCAAGGCUGGUAAUGUAAACUCCAAAACUGGGGAGCCUUCUAGAAACCCUAAAAUAGUGGUUCCCAUCCCAGUCCAUGUCAAUAGGUUUGCUAUACGGAGCCAACACCAGCAGCUGGAGCAAGGGAGACCGUGAAACACUGCUAGCACUCCAGCAAAGGAAUCCAUUCUGUCACCCUCCAUUUGUCGGACAACAACCCUUAGAAUCCCUUGACAAAUUAAAUCUGAUGUAGAAUUCUGGGAGAAGAAGUUUCACAACUGUAAGAUCAAACAACAAACAUAAAAAGACUGAACCAGUUCCCUUCAAGACUUUCCAGAAAGAUACUAUUUAUUAUUUGAAGAAGGGGGGACUUCUGCACUUGGGGAGGCUAAAUGUUUAAUUCUAUUGGGCCUGAAAUGUAUGCACAAAUAGAUGGAAAUUGGAUUCUUUUUCAUAGGUGAUGGACUAAACCUCUCCAAGCCAUCUUCAUUCUCCGGUUCUGGACUUGAUAUGGAUAGAGGUAUAGUGCAAGCUCUGGAACUGGACCAAGGGCCAUGUUUCUUCAGCCCAGGAUCUUUUUCUCCAGCUCUUGUCAUUUAAAGGCAAAGGCCCAGAUAUGAACAGACUUUUUUCAUUUUCCAAGAAUCUAAGAUUAUUUUGUGGUUAAUUUAUUCUGUUUCCUAUUCUUAUACAUUUUAAAAUGUAAAAAAUAUUCAGUCUUGUAAAAAAAAUUAAUCAUGUCCCUAAUAAAUAAAUUGAUGGCC